Messenger RNA from Iphiclides podalirius (scarce swallowtail), 690 nucleotides. The record is from the annotation of a GenBank genome assembly. Lineage: Eukaryota; Metazoa; Arthropoda; Insecta; Lepidoptera; Papilionidae.
AUGGCUUCUAAUGAGUUCAUGGAUAAAAUACGUUCGUUUUUUGGUUUGAGGGUGGAGCCGCCUCGGAACGAUUUUCGCAAUCCCAUCUGGAGCACCGACGAUGACGAUGAUGACGAACUAUAUAAUAGACAGCAAAUAGAUGUGUUUAAGGAUUCCUUAGAAUUGCAUAGAGAAUUGACAAGGCAUAUGCAGGAAAUGUUUUCUUCUUUCGGCAGCAUGUUUGGCGAUAUGAAAACAUUUCUUCACGACGGCGCCAUAGAUUCUUUCGUAACAGAUCUGCCUGUACGGGAGGAACCGGAGCAAUUCGUUAAUUCCAGCAGUAUAAGGGAUUACUACCUAAAGCCUGGGUAUCAAAAUAAUAAAAACGAACACCUUGAAGGGGAUAAAGAUCUGGAUGGUAAAAUAUCAUCCCACGAAAUAUCAGGUCUGUUGAAAAAUAAUGACGAUCGGAUCGUACCUUCCAAUCGUUACGAUAACGUCAUAUCAGGUAGGCCAUUUUGUCAGACUAUAAUAACAACCAGUGUCACAAAACCUGAUGGCUCUACUGAAACGAGGAGGAUAGUAAAAAAGGGCAAUGAAGUGAUUGAAGAAACAAUAACAACUACUGAUCCGACGAGUUAUAGAAAUCCUAACAUUUCUGAUACAAGUAUUAUGGCAUCAACAGCUGGUGCUUCUCCUGUGGUCGCAUAU